AUGCCAACCCAAGAUUUCUUAGCUGUUGCAAUCCAGAUUAAAUCAACAAAAGAGAUAACCACAAAAUUUCAACAACAAACAAUCAAAGAGAUAUAUCUUAUCGAUGAAAGAGGAUUGUCCUUAUCAUCACGUUCAUCAAGUACCUUUACAAUCAAUCCUCAAAUUCCAGAGGCAACUGCAUUGAAGCAAUGGGCGAAUAAUAAUACACUGAAAAUCAAAAGUAUCAUUGAAACGUCGUUGACACAUCUAUCUACUACUAUAUCAUCUAUUGGACUUCAAAAAACCGUCAAAAUUUGUAAUAUUCCCCGUGCAAUGAAGGCUUUGCAAUCUAUGGAGAAAAAAUACUUUUGGAUGGAAGCAAAGAUAAAUAUAAUUGAUUCUGCCCAAAUGUACUAUUACAUGUCGUGUGCGACAUUUCAUAGAAAAAUACGACAUAAGUAUGACGAAAUAAUUGUUUGUGAAAAUCCAAACUGCAAACAGCGAGGCACCCCUACACCACAUGCUAGGGCAUAUGUGCAACUAGAAGAUGAUACUGGAAAGCUCGAUACUGUUAUGUUCGGAGAAGUAGUAGAAAAGACAUUUGGUAGUUCUGCAGUCCAGUUGAUGGAAAAUUCUAUACAGCAACAAAAAAAUGGACAAUCAAAUUGUCCGGAGAUGAAGAAAAAAUGA
Messenger RNA from Humulus lupulus (European hop), 669 nucleotides. RefSeq names its product replication protein A 70 kDa DNA-binding subunit D-like. The transcript has 7 exons. Gene Ontology annotation, molecular function: DNA binding. The record is from RefSeq and is a predicted model, not a curated record. Gene Ontology annotation, cellular component: nucleus. The coding region runs from base 1 to 669 and encodes 222 amino acids. Gene Ontology annotation, biological process: DNA recombination; DNA repair; DNA replication. Lineage: Eukaryota; Viridiplantae; Streptophyta; Magnoliopsida; Rosales; Cannabaceae.